Molecule: messenger RNA, 4623 nt
Organism: Hypanus sabinus (Atlantic stingray)
Lineage: Eukaryota; Metazoa; Chordata; Chondrichthyes; Myliobatiformes; Dasyatidae
Gene: rrp12
Product: ribosomal RNA processing 12 homolog
Exons: 34
Coding region: 148-3999 (1283 amino acids)
Source: RefSeq, a predicted model, not a curated record
CCUGGAGGUCUGCACCAUGGGUGUAGUUGUCAUUCUGACCAAUAGUGUGCGCCAUCUCUGGAGGUUGCCACCGGGGUUGCAGUAUGGAUCCGGGCCGGUAGUGCGUGCCGUUUCUGGAGGACCGCAACAUAACAGUCGGCAGACACGAUGGUGCGGUGCGGCCGGUUGCGGUCCGGGGUGAAGCAGAAGUUGAACCGCUGGAAAAAGGGACACAGCAGCGAAUCGAACCCGCAGACUCACCGAUUUCGGGAGGCGGCGCGUAGUCGUUUCUUCAGUAGGCCGUCAGCGAACAGUGAUCUGACGGUAGAUGCGCUGAAACUGCACAAUGAACUCCAGACCAACAGCUUAUCUAUGGGCCCAAGGGCCUGUUCUUCAGAAGAGCCGAUUGCUGAGACAGAGGAUAAUGGCCUUACAGAGAAGACUUCUGGUACCUUCCUUAGUGGACUGUCUGACUGCAGCAACCUGACAUUCAGUCGAGUUCAACGCUUCUGGGAAUCCAAUUCUGCUGCCCAUAAAGAGAUUUGUGCCGUGUUGGCUGCUGUUACUGAAGUGAUUCGCUCUCAGGGUGGGAAGGAAACAGAAACAGAAUACUUUGCUGCCCUGAUGACGACAUUAGAAGCCGUGGAGUCUGAGGAGUCUGUUGCAGCCAUUGUGUAUCUGCUGAGCUUGGUAGUGAAGCGGGUGCCUGCUCCUGUCCUGAAGAAGAAGUUCUCAGACACAGCCAAAGUUUUUAUGAACCUUGUAUCCAUUCAGGCGAGUAAAGGAUCCCCGGUGGCCCUGCGAUGGACAGUCUCCUGCCUCUCCACUCUGCUGCGCCGACAAGAUCUGGAGAUGUGGAGCUUCCCUUCAACCCUCCAAGUUUACCACGGUCUACUCAGCUUCGCAAUACACGUGAAACCAAAGGUUCGAAAGGAGGCCCAACGGGGGAUCUGUUCCAUCCUCAAGGGAAGUGACUUCAUGUUUGGAGAUACAUCUCCAUCCCUUCACCCAGCUGCCCAGUCAACAGCCAAGUUCUGCAUCCAGGAAAUUGAGAAGUGUGGAGGCAGUACAGAGAAUGCUACCACACUGCACGUGUUGUGUUUGCUGAAAGAAGUCCUUCCAUGUUUCCCUGUUAGUUGUGUGAAGUCAUGCUGUGAGACUCUACUGCGAGUUAUGACACUCAGCAAUGUGAUGGUCACCGCCUGCUCGAUGCAAGCCUUUCACGGCCUCUUUGCUGCCAAACCAUGCUCAUCAACCUUGACAGCAGAACUCAAUGCACAGAUUAUAACCGCUUUGUAUGAUUACCUGCCAAGUGUAAACGACCUGCAGCCUAUGCUGGCCUGGCUCACAGUCAUGGAGAAAGCUCACAUCAACCUGUCCAGGUUGCAGGGUUUGCUGUCUUUGGCUCACCUUCCCCGUGUAUUCUCCACGGCUGUCAGUUGUCUCCUGUCUCCGCACACCCAGUUAAUGUCAGCUGCAGCAGACACCAUGAAGGUUCUGCUAAGAGAGUGUGUGACUCCAUUCACCUCUGACAUUGGAGUCUUUGGUUCAUCCUCCCCCUCGGGACCUGCCUCCUACAUAUGCAAGAUGUUCAGGGCUGUGGAGGAUGGUCUAGCCUAUCGGUUCUACGCAGCCUGGGCCUUUGUUCUUCAGGUUCUCAGCACAUUCUUCGAGGUCAUUGGCUCUCAGGCUUACCCAGCAAUGAAGCAGUGUCUGAAGACCCUCUGUGACCUACGAGCAACUCAGCAUUUCCCCUGCGUGGUGGAACUGGAGCAUGCAGUGGGAAUGGCAGUGGAAAAGAUGGGACCGGAAACUGUGUUGCAGGCUGUUCCUCUACAGAUUGAUGGCACUGAAGAGCAGUUUGAUUUUCCUCGGAGCUGGCUUAUCCCUGUGAUCCGAGACCAUGUCAAGCACACGCAGCUUGCGUUCUUCAACAAGUACUUCUUGCCUUUGGCAGCAAAACUAAAGAACAGAGCUCUGGAACUUGCUGAGGCUGGACAAUCCCUUGAAGCUAAAAUCUACGACACUUUGCAGUGGCAGAUCUGGACAAUGUUGCCUGGCUUCUGUACUAAACCCACAGACACAGCAGUGGCGUUUCAAAGUGUUGCAAGGACCCUGGGUAUGGCCAUCAGUGACCGGCCAGACCUGCGACCAACUGUCUGUCAAGCUCUCAGAGUCCUAAUCAGUAAAGGUUGCGAGAAUGAUACAGACCAAGCUGAAGUGAGUCGAUUUGCAAAGAAUUUCCUGCCAAUCCUGUUCAAUGUUUACUGCACACAGCCAGAGAAUGGAGAGAAUCCUGCCAACCGACUCCCAGUGCUGGACACAAUCAAAGCAUACUUGAGCAUUGCUGACCAACAGCUGGUGUGUGGAUUCCUGGAGAAGGCCAAAGAGAAGCUGGAGAAUUCCGAGAGUUCAGAAUUCACAAGAUUGUCAGUAAUGGAUCUGCUUGUGGCGAUGGCACCAUUGGUUGAUGAGGCCAGUAUGGGUCAUAUAUACCAGAUUAUUCUGUUGUUCCUGCAGAGCAAAGGCCACAGUAUGCAGAAGAAAGCCUAUAGAAUCCUUGAGGUUAUCUGUGGGGGCGAGCAGGAGCCAUGCAGACAGUUUGUUCACCAGCAUUUGGAGGAGUUGAAGGCGACGCUGCUGCAAUCCUUAAAGACCGCAGCGUCUCCUGCCAAAAGGCCAAGAUUGAAAUGUCUGAUUCAUAUUGUCAAAAAAUUGUCGGCAGAACAUCAGGACUUCAUCAUAGCACUAUUACCAGAGGUUAUAAUCUGCAUGAAAGAAGUUUCCAUUGGAGCACGCAGAAAUGGCUACACAUUGUUGGUGGAGAUUGGGCAAGCCUUUAUGAGGUUCCACAGUGAUCCACAGAUGGCUAUCAAAGAGUACCUGGCACUGGUUUAUGCUGGUUUAACCGGUUCUGUCACUAUGAUCAGCUGCACGGUUCUUGCACUCACUCGUCUGGUAUUCGAAUUCAAAGAUAAGAUGGAUGUUCCCACUAUUGAACAGUUACUGAAGAAUGUUUGCCUCCUGCUGCAGUCCAAGACACGGGAUGUGGUCAAGUCGGCUCUUAGCUUCAUCAAAGUUGUCCUGUUCAUCAUGGAUACAAGUGCCCUGGCUCAGCAGCUCCAGCUCCUGAUGGAGAGUAUUGGCAGUAUGCGGGAUGAUUCAAGACGACAUUUCCGUAUGAAGAUAAAGAACAUUUUUACAAAAUUUAUACGCAAGUUUGGGUUUGACAUGAUUGACAGCAUGGUUCCCGAGGAAUACCACAAGGUGCUUGUUAACAUUCGUAAAGCAGAGGCCCGGAACAAGAGACAGCGGGCUCGGAAACAAAAUGCAAGUGAGUUGGAGAGUGAAGAUGAGACUCCAAAACAGUCCAGGGACAGUAUCGAAGACAUUCUGGCUGAGACUGAUUCUGAAGAUGAGGGAAUUGAGGAAAAGAAAGCUUUGAAGAAGCAACCAGUACAAAAGAAGCCAGCAUGGCUGAAAGAAGGUGGAGAUGAUGAGCCCCUCAACUUCCUCGAUCCGCAAGUGUCACAGAGGGUGCUGGCAACUAACCCAGCGCUGAGGAAGAAAUCAAACAUCAAACAUGAUUACUCUGUGACACCAGAUGGCCGAUUGAUCAUCAGUGAAGGACCAAGAGAUGAACAAAUGAAUGACUCUGAGGAUGAAGCCAAUGAAAUCUUGGAAGAAGUUGGUGCAAAGAGUAAAGUUGGGCAAAAGCAAAGAUUCAAAAGUGCUGAUGGUGAUGAUAUGCAGGUUGACUGCAGCUACAAAGCUGGAGGUUCUGGGAUUCACAGGCCAAGACCUAUGAAAAAAAAUAAAGAUUAUGGUGCUGAAUACAGAGCGGUGAAAGGGCAAGGGGACAUGAAAAAGAAAGGAAAGCAUGAUCCCUUUGCUUAUGUUCCACUGAACAAGGCACAGCUAAACAGGAGGAAUAAAGCCAAGGUGAGUGGGCAAUUCAAGGGCCUCGUUAAGACCAAAGUUACCAGUCGCAAACUGCACAGGAAGAAAAAGACAAAGUGAUUGAAGAACAGUAGAUAUUUAGGACAGUGACUGAUUUGCUGCUAAUCUGUGUCUUCAUCAUGGGCUCAGAUUUGUAAAAACCUAAUUCUAUUUUCCUAUUAGAUGGAGUAGAAUUAAAUAUUAUCAGAAAAGUAUUUGUUGAAUUAUUUUUCAAGAAGCAGCAUUUGGCAUCCUGGCCACUGUAUUUGAGAGCUGAAGAUUCCCAGGAUGAUCAUUGGCCUGAUCCUGGUCCUCGCAACCCCUCAACAGUUCAUUGAUCUAUACAGGCUUUAUUCUCUUGCAACAGUCAUAUAUUUAGGUUGUGAGAUCGAGCAACCAGAACCAUUUCUAAGUAUCAUCUGAAAAUGAAAAUCUGUAGAUGCUGGAAAUCUGAAAUAAAAACAAAAAAUGCUACAAUAUUGAGCAAGGCAGGCAUCUGUGGAAAGAGUAAUUCAGUCUUUCACCAGAGUUGCUACUUAGUUCUGAUGAUAGUUCCAUAUCUGAAACAUUUGCUGUUUAAUUUUCCAUGCUGAAUGUUUCCAGGAUUCAUUCUCUGUCUGUCUAUCUCUUUGAUUCUGACUCUUUCUUCCCCAGCCCCUUUCUGACUUCAAUUCGUUCUCCUCUCCCUCCCCCGCCCCUCAGCAA